Ostreobium quekettii is the source of this 783-nucleotide messenger RNA. The record is from the annotation of a GenBank genome assembly. NCBI's taxonomy places the organism in Eukaryota, Viridiplantae, Chlorophyta, Ulvophyceae, Bryopsidales, Ostreobiaceae.
AUGCCGAAGGGAUUCAUCGCCGCCGAAGGCACCUGCCUCGACGGGGAGGUGCUACGCCAGCUUCUCCAGGACCAGGGGCUGGACUUGGCGCACGUGACGGUGAUGACGGGAUGCAAGGACCUGCAGGGCGCCGCGGUGGGGAGAUGCGCCUACGGGAGCGGGCUCCUGCUGCUGGAAUCGCCCCAAGCCAGCCCCGCGCUUGUCGGCCGCCUCGGGGAGGCCCUCCUGCCCGGGUCCCCACUGGAGAUACGGCUGCCGGAGGGAGCUGACGCUGGGGAGGUUUCGCGGAACUGCUUACUGGCGGGGUUCAUCAGUCGUGGUGUUACGCAGCAGAAUGGCAAGGUGGUCGUUCGGAAGCCACAAUGGGAAACAGGUGCAAAGAGUUCGAUAACAUUGAAAUCUGAAAGAGCAUCUGCACCAGCAUCGAAGCAACAGGUAUGGAGUGUUGUCCCUGAAGACGAUGAAUUGCUUGACGAAGACGAAUUCCUCACAGAAGAAGACUUGAAGCCACCAGCGGCAGCGGGUGGAGGAAGUGUUGGCUCAAAGGAUGCACCUGUGCGCAAGGCAUGCAAGAACUGCACAUGCGGCCGUGCAGAGGCUGAGGCCAAGGGCGUGAAAGUUGAGCUUACGCAAGAAAUGCUGGACAACCCACAGUCCGCUUGUGGGAGCUGUGGGCUGGGUGACGGGUUCCGCUGUGCGACCUGCCCCUAUCGUGGUCUGCCAGCGUUUGAAAUGGGCAAGAAAAUCAAGCUGACUAGCGACUUCCUGGUUGCAGAUGCCUAA